UCUCGGUUCCUAAGUUCGGCCCCUAAAAAUGAGAUUCACGCAAUUUUUAUUUUAUUUAGAGGCAUAGGGGGCGUACGGACUGCUAUUAUUAAAGUACGUACCAAUCUACACCACCGGCGGGUCUGAAACCCCAAUUAAAAGCAACAUUAACAUGCCUUAAGGCCGGAACACGCUAACCUGCAAAAAGCCAACCACAUUACGCAAAAGAGUCAGAGCUCAGACUGAAAGCGGCUCCCGGAGUCCGCCUCAACGCCGCCGCUCGCCGGAAACCAUCUCCGUAUUUCGUGCAACCCUGCCGCCGGGGCGGAGGGAUAAUUUGAGGCAGAAGAUAUGCAGAGAGAAAUUACUACCAGCUCCCCGGGAGCGCCUGGUGGACGCGUACGUCGUCGUAGAGGCUCAAAUGAGGUUCCCACUGAUGUUGUUCAAGCCAAUGGUGAUCAUUUGCUUGUCAAUGAUCGGAACAAGUACAAAUCAAUGCUGAUUCGGGGAUAUUCAUCUGUUUUGAUGAUUGGUGGAUUUGCCUUUAUAAUUUACAUGGGUCACCUGUAUAUCUUUGCCGUGGUUGCAAUCAUCCAAUUCGCAAUGGUAAAGGAGUUGUUUAAACUACUGAGGAGAACACAUGAAAGCAGGCGGCUCCCUGGAUUCAGGUUAUUGAAUUGGCACUUUUACUUCACAGCUAUGCUUUUUGUUUAUGGCCGCAUCCUCAGCCAAAAGCUUGUGAAUACUUUUACUACGGACAAAUUCCUAUAUAAGCUUGUGGCAAAAAUUAUCAAGUACCACAUGGUCACCUGUUACUUUUUGUAUAUAGCAGGUUUCAUAUGGUUCAUUCUUACUCUAAAGAAGAAGAUGUACAAAUAUCAGUUUGGCCAGUAUGCCUGGACCCAUAUGAUUCUAAUUGUGGUGUUCGCACAAUCCUCAUUCAUUAUAAGCAAUGUUUUUGAAGGAAUCUUCUGGUUCCUUCUACCAGUUUCAAUAGUCAUCAUCAACGAUAUUGCUGCAUACUUAUUUGGAUUUUUCUUUGGAAGAACUCCUUUGAUCGAGUUGUCCCCUAAAAAAACUUGGGAAGGUUUUAUCGGAGCAUCUGUAACUACUAUUAUCUCUGCAUUUCUGCUUGCAAAUUUGUUCGGUCGUUUUCAAUGGAUGACAUGCCCAAGGCAGGAUUUAUCAACGGGCUGGCUUACUUGUGAUCCUGGCCCUUUGUUCAAAACAUACUAUGCCACUCUACCCAAGUGGAUCCCUCAAUGGUUUCUUCCAAGACAGAUUUUGGCAAUGCCAGUACAGUGGCAUGCAUUAGUUUUUGGCCUAUUUGCAUCAAUACUUGCUCCUUUUGGAGGCUUAUUUGCAAGUGGAUUUAAAAGGGCCUUCAAACUCAAGGACUUCGGCAAUAGUAUCCCUGGGCAUGGAGGUUUGACAGAUAGGAUGGAUUGCCAGAUGGUGAUGGCUAUGUUUUCAUGGAUAUAUGUUCAGUCGUUUGUGGGGCCUCAGAACUUAUCAAUUGAGAUGAUACUGGAUCAGAUAUUAAUGAACCUUCCAUUCGAGGACCAACUAUCUCUGUUCACGAAGCUUGGGCAGAUCAUCCAGGAGAAGCGUUUUGCAGAAACUUGAGCUUGUGGGGGUUCACAAAAUGCUUUAAUGGGAUGAUGAUAAUUUGUACCAGUUUUAUCGCAUAGUUAGCUCUUCUACUUCUUUAUAUCCAGUGCUUUUGUAUAUUAUUACAGUAGCAAGUAUUCUUCAUACGCUUCUUCUAAAUCCACACCCUUUGUAGUUAGGCCUCAUUUUCUACCCUUGAUUGUUGUGCACCUUGUAUAGUACCUUGCUCCAUUGAAAUUGGC
Messenger RNA from Cuscuta epithymum, 1832 nucleotides. Lineage: Eukaryota; Viridiplantae; Streptophyta; Magnoliopsida; Solanales; Convolvulaceae. The record is from the annotation of a GenBank genome assembly.